AUGCCAGUGCCAAAUGAAAAAAAUGAGACAAAUAGUCAUAAAAAACAAAGACGAUGGUCAUUGAUUGGAAUUUUAUCAAAAAAAAAGAAAUUGAAAAAAAGUCAAGAGAGUGUAGACUUCUGUCCGUAUGAUGGGAAAAUAAAUCAAAAAGUGGCACACAACAACCACUUAAAACGUUCUACCGACUGUCUUAUCGAGCAGUACACUUGUAGUCCCAGGCUAAUAAGAAGAUGUAAUUCAUUACAGUACACAAAUAACACGUCCACGUAUGCAAAUAUUAACAGCCAAUCUUCAUCUAACGAAUGGAAAACAUCACAACAAUCCGUAUAUAGCUCUAGUUCAAGUGCUUGCUAUAGUGAUAUCGGUGUGUAUAGAAGUUGCGGUAAUAGUAGCCAAUCGUCGCAUUAUAUUAAAGAAGAGGACGAGCAGACACCUUCAGUUUUAAAAAGUGUUCCGUUUAGAUGUUCGUCUGAAAUCGGAUAUUACCAAUAUAAAACUAACUAUAGUAAAAAACACCCAAAACCAUAUGUAAAUCCAAACAAAUUAAUUGGUAAGAAGAUUCCACCUCCUCCUCCCCCCAGAGACCCUAAUAUUACAACGGUUUAUUAUUUUAGAAAUAAUAGACUCAUGUCACGAGAAUCAGAUCCCACGUAUUUUAAACAGGGAUCUAAUGAUAAUAUUCCAGAUAAAGUCAAGACUCUUGUUGAUAACAUAGGAUGUCGAAAUGAAAAUUACACAAAAGAACCACCCAGAAGUAGACGACCCAUUCAAAUCUGUGACGUCGAGACCUUGUCGUCUGAAUCUGAAAAUUCCGUACCCAAAAUUCAAACCGUUGAAGAAGCACUUCAAGAACUGGAGGACAUGUAUAACAGUUUAGGACUAAGUGACGAGGAUCUACUGGACAGAGCUGAACGGCGUGACCUUCCUACAGUACACCAAAACAUGCGAUACCAAAGUUCCGACGAGCUGGACUGUAUAACGGUUAAAAGAGUAUUGCCCAAAACCCGACGGUCAGGCGUACCAGAUAUUAUAUCCGAUGAUAUGGCUUACAGAAGGCUGAAUAAAAAAGAAUCAAAACGGCAAAGUUUUAUUCCUGGAAGUUUCCUCUUAGUUUUACCGACAGUUUAUAAUCUCGAUAAAAUACCUAAACCGUCGUCCGGAGAGCCUGACAUUACACUAGAUGACGUGGUUUUCAGAAGCCAGCGACAGCACCUCAACUUCCUAAAGAUUUCUGAUCCGCAACCGCCGUUUGGAAUACCUCUAGGUCCAAUCGUGAGCGCCGCUCCUUCUGAUUAUUUGCAUGCGGUGCCUGAAGGCCGUUAUAAACCUUCGUUCCACCCUAGAAAAAUACCAGACACUGUUGAAGACGAUUUGGCAUUUCGGUCUCUUAGGAAAGACCAUAAGUUUAAAACUUGUAUUGAUUUUUCGUUCGUUCAUAGAAAUCGAUUCAGAAUUGAUGACCUGAUUCCCAAACUGGAUAAUAAUAGAAUAAAAAACGAUACUCAUUGGAUUAUAAAAAAAAGACCAUCUGAUUACAGCUAUAAUAAAAAAAAACAAGUAAAACUCUCAUAUGACGAUUUGGUCGAUUCUAUCAUAGCUGACAACCAACAAAACUUGAUGGUAGUCAAAAUAAAUCAUCAUAAACCAAUUAUGCUGACAGGAUUCACUUUUACCGAAGCCAAUCAAUUAAGUAAGUCGCUUUUUUGCACGAACUUAUUACAGCAUGAGCCUCAUAAAUUAUGUUUAACGAAUGACACUUGUAUUGCAAACGAUGCACCACCGCUAAAGUUAAAAUUGAUUUGUCCGUUAUCGAACGAACGAAACGCAAACGGAGCGUCGCCCGUUGCUCUAACGUGCUCUAAAAGUUAUCACGUUGCAAAUUAUGCCACUGAUGAGUAUCUAAAAUAUGCGGCUAAAAAAACACCUAGCGCGUCCAUGCAAUUCACAAAUUUAGGUUUGACGUGCAAAAGCGUUGACAAUAAAAACCAACCGAAUUUUAGAGAGCUUAUUAAACGAGAGUACGCCCAUAGGUAUCUGCGGUCGACCGAUAACCGAUCAAAUGAUGGUUUCGUGGUGGUAGGCAAUAAACACGAGCUAGACGAAAAUAUCAAAUACCAAUAUCCAAAAUAUAACGAAGAAGAUAAUACCCGUGCUUGUGCCACAGUCGACCAACCGGCCAAUGUACUCUCCUCCAUCGUCGCCGAGCCAAAGACCGAAUGCCUACACAUCCACAGUGACGAACCUGCACCAGUGGUGUUUGAGUCAGCCUUUUCUUCUGCAAGUGCAUCUGAAAACCGGACUGAGACUUCUAAUAAUAAACAACCUAGUAAAGACCUAUCAUCAUCCCUAUCUACCGUUAGUGUGCCGUCGAUGGAGUAUCCAAACCUUGUGCCCGGAUAUCUGGAGGACGACUGGAAUGUAACUUAA
This is a messenger RNA of Macrosiphum euphorbiae (potato aphid), 2427 nucleotides long. The record is from the annotation of a GenBank genome assembly. Lineage: Eukaryota; Metazoa; Arthropoda; Insecta; Hemiptera; Aphididae.